AUGUGAUCACAGGGUGGGGACUAUGGACUCCUAUAUCUAGUUAUAUUAGCUGUUAAUAGCCAUCUGUGAUGAGCAGCAUAGAAGGAGAGUAGAAUCUUUUUUCCUUUACAGGAUCAACUAGAAACGCCUUACACGAGCAGCGCUAGCAGUCAGCAACUAUUUUGAUCUCCUUUGACAGACCGGGCUUUUCGCAUGCAAUUAGCAGUGUCUAAGCCAAUUAUUUUCAUAUUGAGGAGAUACACUGUUUCUGUGCUGACAUCUGAGUGAAUGCUCUAUUGAUACUGUUUCAGUAUUUAAUAUCCUGUCUGGCAGUCAGACAGAUACAGACAUAUUCUGUACUCUAGUCUUUUCCUCUCUUACUCUUUCACCAUAUAUGGGCCUGUACAUAUCAGGAUUGAUGUUUAGGGAUCCUUGCUGCUCGAUAUUAGUAUUGUGGCUACAGAUAUUUUCUUUCCAGCUCUCUCUCUAGAUUAUGUGUUGGAGUCCACUACUCCCAAUGUAUAUCAUUACGUUUUAGUGGUUAUGGUGUAUUUAGUUUAAUUAAGCCUAUCUCUUUUAUUAGGGAUCAUACCUCGGGUAGACCCUUUUCCAAUAAAGCUAUUUUUUAGAUAUAUGUCAUAUUAGCAUCUUUUGCUGAACUUUCUUUUUUGAGCUCCUAUUGCUAUUUCUAGCUUAGGAUCACUCACCUAUCUACUUACCUACUGUGUAUAUACAAGGGUUAUCCCCUAAAAGAAAGUUCGACACACCCCUAAGUUGGGAUUUUGGCAUCCAGGUGCCUUCCCUUCCUUCUACAGUUUUCAUUUCUAUUGUUAGAGGUUUCAAUACCGUUAAGUGUGUCAUUACAUUAUCACUAAUACAAUACAGAGACCAGUUCAUCAUGACUAAUUUCCUAUCCCAGUUAAAGGAGUCUAAUCAGUGGUGUACGGACAUAGAUUCAGUUUUUUCUGAUAAAGACGUAACAUACCUACCUGAACAAGACAACAUAAAUGCCAAGUUUAGAACGCUAUCAAACCUUUGCAAACAGCAGAUCAGGUUAGGGUGGGAGGUGACUUCACUUCAAAAAUAUAUAAGUAAGUCAAUGAUUCCCAGAGGUCUGAGAAUUCAGACCAUCCCUAAUAUAGAGAUGGAUGACCCAUUACUUUUGAAAGAAUGGGAGGACGCAGCAAAUUCCUGCUCCAAUAAAUUUAUGGAUAUUCUACAAAGGUUCGAAUCAGAACGGUUAAAAACUGUGAAUGAAAAAGUCAAUGUAGCUAUAGAAGGGAUACAGAGUUGUAAAGAUGACCCCUCCUUUGCCUCACAGGAACAAAGAUUGCAACAGAACCUUACCAAAUAUCAGAAUAAUGUCAAAAGUAGAAAGCAUGGUAAAUUUAUUAGAGAUAAUGAUGACUAUAAGAAUGGUAAGGUAUAUCGACGGUUUAAGAAAACCACCAGGGCUGACUCUGACCACUAUAUGACUUCAGACUAUGACACAUCUGAUACGGAUGCUGAAUCAAUCUCGGUUCCAACAGAUAUCACCGCACAAUCUAAUAAGGGAAUCCUCAAGAAAGGGGUGGCUUUUUUAGGACAGCCCCCCCGAGAGGGGGAAGUCCAAACUCAAAGGCAGACCCGUUACCGAGGCAGAGCACGCAGACAGUAUUAAUUGACGACUUGAGAGUAGUCAACCUGUCUGAUAUCACUCUCACUCCUACACAAACUAAGGUAUUAAUGAGAGGUUUAUCUUUUGUCCCGACCCCCCCAUUCAAUCAGUUUGAUUGGAUAAAGGACAUAAAUCUGUUCGGAAGGAAACUAGCCCUACACAAGCACUUUAAACUAAAAGAUGAUAAAAGAGCAAAAGAACUUGGAUUUAAUCCCAGAGAAUACCAAUGUCUGCAGGAACUGGUGUCUCUGUUGGAAGAUAAUGACACCACCCCCACAGCACCCUAUACUGAUCUCUGUACAAGAAGUAAAUUCACUCCUAAUUUUAGAGAGUUUAACAAUAUCUAUACUUUUAUAGAAUCCACUACUAAUAUGAUCAAAACCUUAAAUACAGACAUGCUGACAGUGAAACCCAGGGAGAACUUACCAAAGAAUGAAUGGAGGGCACUAUGCGAACUUAGGGACAAUGAUAAAAUCAUCAUUAAGCCCGCCGAUAAAGGCGGCAACAUUGUCCUUUUAAACAGACAACACUAUGUGCAGAUUGUGGAGGCCAUUCUCCUAGAUGAAGGCACCUAUAAACCACUAACGAUGGAUCCAUCCCAGAAAUAUCAAAGGGAAUAUAAAAUCCUUCUGGAUCAAGCUUUUGAUCAGGGGGUAUUAUCAAAGGAGGAAUAUGCAAACAUCUACAUUAAAAAUCCAACCAUCUCCACAUUCUACUGUCUCCCCAAAAUACAUAAGAAACAAGUAAACCUGACAGCAAGACCAAUUGUAUCAGGUACAAAUAACUUUACAAGCAAAGGGAGCAUAUAUGUGGAUAGAAUUUUACGCCCAUUUGUUAAAAACUUGCCAUCAUACUUGAAGGAUACCAAAGAUACCUUAAAAUGUGUAACAUCACUUAAGGUACCUAGGGGAGCGGCACUCUGCAGUCUGGAUGUGGAAGCCCUAUACUCCUCCAUACCACACCUAAGCGGGCUUGAACACAUUAAAUACUUCCUUGGGAAAAGGGGUGCCGAACACAAUACACACACGAUGUUUGUGUUAGAUCUAUUGAAGUUUAUCUUGACACACAACUUCUUUCUUUUUCAGAACAAAUACUAUCACCAGGUGCAGGGAACAGCGAUGGGGACGUCUUGUGCCCCUUCCUAUGCCAACCUGCACCUGGGAUGGUGGGAAAGAGAGAUUGUAUUUUCAGAGCAAUAUUCCAAAUUUACGGACUUCAUAUUUCUAUGGAAGCGAUACAUAGAUGACGUCCUAAUUAUUUGGACGGGUACUCAAACUCACUUCAAUACCUUCGUGGAAACACUCAAUACGAAUGAUCUCAAUCUGAGAUUCACCAUGGAAUAUGGUGAUCAGGAACUUAACUUCCUUGACUGUACACUCAGGAUAGCUAAGGACG
Pelobates cultripes (western spadefoot toad) is the source of this 3031-nucleotide messenger RNA. NCBI's taxonomy places the organism in Eukaryota, Metazoa, Chordata, Amphibia, Anura, Pelobatidae. The record is from the annotation of a GenBank genome assembly.